Molecule: messenger RNA, 1086 nt
Organism: Penicillium cinerascens
Lineage: Eukaryota; Fungi; Ascomycota; Eurotiomycetes; Eurotiales; Aspergillaceae
Product: PP2C family serine/threonine-protein phosphatase
Exons: 5
Coding region: 1-1086 (361 amino acids)
Biological process (GO): protein dephosphorylation
Molecular function (GO): cation binding; protein serine/threonine phosphatase activity
Source: RefSeq, a predicted model, not a curated record
AUGAUGUCAGUACGCCAUCACCAUCAGACGGCGACGGAACUCGGAGUAAUUUUGCCAGCACAAUGUAAAACUAUCUGCGGGAUUAUUCGAAACGGUGCCUGCUCAUCGAUCUCGGAAGCUGUGAGGAAUAACAUGCACCGGGACACACUCAUGUCUCCAUCCGAUGCCGUCUUGCUCUUUGAUGCUGGAGCAGGUCAAGCCCAAGGAAGUAGAAAAUUCCAGGAGGACCGGCAUGUAUUGAUUCGACCGGGUCAGUUUCUUCCAGAAAUGAAGGAUACGUUUGCAUAUUUUGCGAUAUUCGAUGGACAUGGUUCCAGUCUGGUAGCAGAUCAUGCCACAGAGAACCUGCAUAACCUGCUGGCCCAACGACCCGAGCUCAAAAAGGGAGAAUAUGCUGCAGCCAUCAAGGGCGCUCUGGCGGACGAGGACGCCCUCCUGUUGGAGAGCUUCAAGUACGACUCUGCAGAGCCCGCGCUUUCCGGAUCCACCGUGGCCCUGUGCUUGAUAAACCUCACACGGGGCGAGCUGAUUGUCUCCAACCUGGGAGACUCACAUGUCAUCCUGGCCGAGCGCGAUCCUAAAACGGAGAUGCCCUAUCACAUCCGACGACUCACUCGGGCGCACAAGCCCGAGGCACCCGAUGAACUGUCACGCAUCAAAGAGGCUGGGGGAACGGUCGAAAUGCGGAGCGGGGUCGCUCGGUUAGGAUCCUUGAAUAUGUCCCGCGCUCUGGGCGAUUUGCAGUACAAAACACCGGUGAACACCGUCCAGGAAGACGACUGGAUCUUCGGGGCCCGACGGGCCUCGUCGUCAUCUACGCCCGUUCGCGGGGACUUCCUGUCGAAUGACCCGUAUACUUCACGACGCACGUUGCAGGAAGACCGGCGCUACCUCCUGGUAAUCGUAUCGGAUGGAGUCACCGACUACACCGACGACGCGGGCCUGAUUCGGCACGUGAUGAAAUUGUCGAUGCGGGGGAUGAGAGCCAGAGACGUCGCGCAAGACGUCGCCACCAAGGCCGGCAGUCAUCCGAGAAGCGACAAUACCUCGUGUAUCGUGGCUAUGAUAGACGGGCAGCGAUCGUGA